AUGGCACGCCAAUAUACCUCUGCACCGGCGCCCAAGGGACUUCCUUCGGACUUUGAGUGGGGGUUUGCAACCGCUUCCUAUCAGAUUGAAGGAGGCGUGAAAGAUGGCGGGCGAGGCCCUUCCAUUUGGGAUGCCUUUACACACCUCGAUCCAUCGCGUACCAACGGUGCCAACGGCGAUAUCGCUUGCGAUCACUAUCAUCGAUAUGAGGAGGACCUUGACCUCCUUGCCAAAUACGGUGCCAAGGCCUAUCGUUUCUCUCUGUCGUGGUCGCGCAUCAUUCCGCUAGGAGGACGACAUGAUCCCGUGAACGAAGAGGGCAUCAAUUUUUAUAAUAAAAUCAUCGAUGGGCUAAUUGCUCGAGGGAUCACCCCCUGGAUAACUCUCUAUCACUGGGAUCUCCCAUUAGCGUUGCAGGACCGGUACGGAGGUUGGCUCAACGAGGAGUCACAACACGACUUUGAGCAUUAUGCCAAGCUAUGUUAUAUUCGCUUUGGUGAUAGAGUUAAGAAUUGGAUCACGUUCAAUGAGCCAUGGGUCGUUUCUAUCAAAGGGUUCUCUUUGGGCUGCUUUGCCCCCGGACGAAGCAGCACGAACCCAGACUGCGAUGCUGGUGACUCAGCGAGAGAACCUUGGAUCGUCGGCCAUAACCUGAUCCUAGCCCAUGCGAGAGCAGCAAGAUUGUACAACAAGGAGUUCAAAUCGAAGGAAGCUGGCCGCAUCGGUAUCUCUCUCAGUGGCGAUUACUUUGAGCCGUGGGAUGCUACCGACUCCAGGGACCAGGAAGCUGCUGAGAGGCGAAUGGAAUUCUGGUAUGGCUGGUUUGCCAACCCUACUAUGCUUGCACAAGACUACCCUCCUGUUAUGCGUGAGCAGCUUGGAUCCCGUCUCCCCGCCUUUACAGAAGCCGACUUUGCUCUGCUGCGCGAGGCUGACAUCGACUUUUGCGGUAUGAACUAUUAUACUGCUCAGUUCGCCCGCCACCGCACCACCCCGCCGCCAGACACGGACUUCCAAGGCAAUGUAGAUGAGUUGCCAGAGAAUAAGGAAGGCAUCCCUAUCGGCGAGCUAAGCGGCUCUGACUGGCUCCGCUCCUCACCCAAGAGCUUCCGGAAGCAUCUUGUGAGGAUCUACAAGAAGUAUGGGAAGCCCAUUUGCGUCACUGAGAACGGGUGCCCUUGCCCUGGUGAGGACAAGAUGAGUAAGGAAGAAUCUGUUGAGGACGAAUUUCGCCAGCGAUACUUCGGCCAACAUUUAGAUUCAUUGGUCGGGGCCAUACAGGACGGUGCAGAGGUCUCCGGAUACUUUGGAUGGUCUUUGAUGGAUAACCUAGAAUGGUCUGAUGGAUAUGGCAUCAGGUUUGGCGUGACUUUCAUAGACUACGAUACGCUUGAAAGGACGCCGAAGAAGUCGGCAUUGAUGAUAAAGGACAUGAUCAAGGAAAGGACAAUCUAAACAUUAUAGUAGCCAUUUCAAUGACUUCAGAUCCUGUUUGUUUCUGUUAUUGAAGAAAGGCCAACCAUUGUAGAUGUCCAUUCACAGUGCUGCCCUAUUUGUUCCUG
This is a messenger RNA of Fusarium redolens, 1562 nucleotides long. RefSeq names its product putative beta-glucosidase. The record is from RefSeq and is a predicted model, not a curated record. Lineage: Eukaryota; Fungi; Ascomycota; Sordariomycetes; Hypocreales; Nectriaceae. Gene Ontology annotation, molecular function: beta-glucosidase activity. The transcript has 4 exons. The coding region runs from base 1 to 1455 and encodes 484 amino acids. Gene Ontology annotation, biological process: carbohydrate metabolic process.